CUUCUUCCUUCCUCUGCUGUCCUGUCGGGAACCCAGCGCGCGCACUUGCGCCGAACCCAUGGUCGACUUGUGAUGUGCGGUUUUCCCGGACGUUGACAUACAUGGCUAAGCUCUACUUUACCUAGCUUUUAGUGCCCAAAUCAACAUCCAGACUGGACUUCCCGUGUAACUCCUGCUCGGCGGGUUGUUUGGGACACAGCCGUGGCCUUUUGCGUGCAGUCUGGAAUGUCCGUGAUUGAACAGACGCCGUUCUAUACGCUCACACACCAAGAUGACGGCCGUGACGAAAAGGUCCAGCUUACAGUGCAGCUCCCAGGCGUGGAUAGCGCCUCAGAGCUGGACGUUACAGUGCGGCCCACCUUCUUUUCCCUGCGGGUGCCAGGGAGGUAUAAACUGGAGCUCCACCUCGACCCCCCUGUGCUGGACAAGCCUGAGGUGCUGCGCUUCGUGAGGAGAAAGUCCCAGCUCAAGGCCACGCUCGUGGUGGACGUGACGGCCCCACCCGCCACCUCCACCACCACCACCACCACCACCGCUGCCAAACAACAACAACACCCUCCGCAGCGCCCGUCCGGCACACCCACAUCGGCAGCUGCAGCAGCAGCCGGCACCUCAACCGUCCCCUCCUCCUCCGCCUCGCCCUCCACAGCACCAACACCAGCCGCGUCAGGAGCCGCUUCAGGCACGGCCUCCGCCCGCCCCCCUCCGACACCACCACGCUCCGGAGCUGCAGGCGGCAGCAGCAGCAGUGAGGGUCGAACGGUGCAUGACUCCUUCUACGCGGACGUUCUGCCGGGGCUGGUGGGCGCCUUCGGGAGGGCGCGGGGAGCGGCGGGCAGCAAGGCGGCGGCAGCAGCAGCAGCAGCGGCGGCGCAGGGGGCGCACAAGGCCCCUGCAGCCAGCCAGCAGCAGCAGCAGCAGCAAGGACAGCAGCAGGUGGCUGCAGGCGGGGCGACGGCGCCAGCUGCCAAGGGGUCCUUAUCAUCAGCAGCCCCGGUGUCUGCGGCGUCGGACGGCGGUGUGAAGAACGCGGCAGUAGGUGGCAGCAGCGGCAGCAGCACGGGUGGAACUACCGGCAGUGCUGCUAGCAGUAAACACCAGCAACGACCAACAGCAGCUGGCAAGUCAUCGUCGUCGUCCCAGGCAGGGGGAAGAAACGCAGCGGGACAUAGUACCGGCAGCACUAGUAGCGGCAGCGGCAGUGACGGCGGCGGGGGUGCUGACGCGGCAAAUGUCGUACGUUCGUAUUCUGGAUCCGUACCGCUCGUGGCUAACCGCGAGGCCGCGGAGCAGUGGCUUGAGAAGGCGCUGGGUGCCUCCCGGCAGGGUGACGGCGGGCGGGCGGCGGUGCUGCUGGGGCGGGCGGUGGCGCUGUGUCCGGACCUGGCGGGCAGGCUGCAAGCGGACUACAACUCCCGCUGCGACCCGGAGCACCGAGUAGACCCAGCGGGGCAGCCGCAGCAGCAGCAGCAGCAGGAGGCGAAGCGGCAGGAGGGGCGCAAGGGGGCGGAAAACCGCAGCCCUGGACAGUCCAAUGGUUACCCAGCCUCUAAACAAGCGCAUCAGCAGCAUGCCCAACAGAACGGCCAUCCCUCAUCCACACCCGCAGCAGCAGCAGCAGCAGCGGCGGCGGCGGGCUCCCAACCUCAGCCACCGCAACCAUCGCAGCAGGGAGGGCAGCCGCAGCAUACGUCAGGCCCCCGCAACACAUCCUCCUCCUCCUCCUCAGGCUCCUCUGAAACCGACACCUGCGGGUGUAAUGGCGCCGGCCCUCACUCCCAUUCCCACUCCCACGGCGGGCGCACCAGCCAGCCCUACUCCUUCACCAAGCCGGAGCCCGAGCGCUUCCGCACCAACCCCAACCAGCCCGCGGGAGCCACCUCAGCAGGCACUGCACCUUCUGCAGGUCCUGCCGGCGGCGGUGCUGGCGGCAGCAGUGGCAGCGGAGCAGCGGCGGGCGGUAGCGGGGGGCAGAAGCCCGCCGGGGGUGCCAGUGCAGGCACUGCUACUGGUGGAGGUGGGGGUGGAGG
Molecule: messenger RNA, 2030 nt
Organism: Astrephomene gubernaculifera
Lineage: Eukaryota; Viridiplantae; Chlorophyta; Chlorophyceae; Chlamydomonadales; Astrephomenaceae
Source: the annotation of a GenBank genome assembly